GCCCGCCUGAGGGACCCUGGCAGGCAAGAGCUAGUGAGAUCCCGAACGGGAAAAGCCCCUCGUGACCCGGGUCCGAGGUGGGGCGCAGCAUCGUCGCGCAGCGGCAAGCUGAAAGGGGGAGAACGUCCCAGCCCCACGGUGCCAAGUGGGACCUGGAGCAGGCAUCUGCACUGUGGGAUCAGUGUCUCAACCCACACUUCUCUCGGGUGCGCUGUACCAGGGCCCACCCCUUAGCCACCGGCUGAGACCAGAAGCCAAGGGACCCGCCUGCUGAUUCCAGGGGCUGUAAGGGACACUCCAGUCCAGCCCCCUAGAAAGCCAGAGCUCUGUGUCCUGCUUAACCAGCCCCAGAACAACCUGGACGUCCCAGUGUAGCAGGCUGAUGAUCAAUGAGCUCAGCCAGGUUCCCCUGCCGGUGAUGCUGCUACCCGAUGACUUUAAAGCCAACUCUAAAAUCAAAGUGAACAAUCAUCUCUUCAACAGGGAGAACCUGCCCAGCCACUUCAAGUUCAAGGAGUACUGCCCGCAGGUCUUCCGCAACCUCCGCGAGCGCUUCGGGAUUGACGACCAGGACUACCAGGUCUCCCUGACGCGCAGCCCGCCCCACUACGAAGGUGAGGGGAGCGACCGGCGUUUCCUCACCUCCUACGACCGGACGCUGGUGAUCAAGGAGAUCUCUAGCGAAGACGUGGCUGACGUGCACAGCCUCCUUUCGCACUACCACCAGUACGUGGUGAAGUGUCACGGGCUCACCCUGCUGCCCCAGUUCCUGGGGAUGUACCGGCUCAGUGUGGACAGCGAGGAGACCUACAUGCUGGUCAUGAGGAACGUGUUCAGCCACCGGCUCGCCGUGCACAGGAAGUACGACCUGAAGGGCUCCCUGGUGUCCCGAGAAGCCAGCGACAAGGAGAAGGUCAAGGAGCUGCCCACGCUGAAAGACAUGGACUUCCUGCACAUGAGCCAGAAGGUGUACGUGGACGAGGGGCAGAAGGGCGACUUCAUGGAGAAGCUGAAGAGGGAUGUGGAGUUCCUGGUCCAGCUGAAGAUCAUGGAUUACAGCCUGCUGCUGGGCAUUCAUGACGUGCUCCGGGCCGAGCAGGAGGAGGACGAGGAUCUGAAGGAGGAGGAAGAGGAGGGGGAGGACGUCAUGGCUGUGGGCUCCUACGGGACAUCCCCCGAGGGGAUCGGCGGCUACCUGAACUCCUACAAGCCGCUGAGCCCCGGGGAGUUUGACCCCUACGUCGACGUGUACGCCAUCAAGAGCGCGGAAGGCGGGCCCCAGCCGGAGGUGUACUUCAUGGGCCUCAUCGACAUCCUCACGCAGUACGACGCCAAGAAGAAGGCCGCGCACGCCGCCAAGACCGUCAAGCACGGGGCUGGCGCGGAGAUCUCGACCGUCCACCCCGAGCAGUACGCCAAGCGCUUCCUGGACUUUGUCACCAACAUCUUCGCUUAGUCGUUACCCGCCCGGAGAGGCCCCCCUCUUUCCCCCCCGUCUCGUCUUGUGGGAGCUGAAGAUCAAAGGUGUCCCCUGCCUCCCACCCCUUGGUCUUUGUGCCCCCCACUGUUGGCUGGCCCGAGGGCUCAGCUGAGCUCCAGAGAAGCCGAGUGGGCCGGGCGGGCUUGGUUGCAAACCCAAGUGCCUUAUCUUUAUCCGCCCUCUCCGGCGGGAGAGUGGGGGAUGGAUCCUCUGACUGGGGUGGGGGGGCUGCUGGCUGAGGGGCCCUGUCAGCUCAGCCCAUCUCUAGGGCUGGGGUCUGCAACCAGCCCUGUCUACAGGGCGGAGGGGGGGCAGCUCGGGCCCUGCAAUAUGCAAUAAAAGAUUCGACCCUUUGGUGCCUUAGAGGGGGCAGACAGUUUCCCCCCUAGCAACAGUGACACCCCCCCCCCCC
Molecule: messenger RNA, 1892 nt
Organism: Terrapene triunguis (Three-toed box turtle)
Lineage: Eukaryota; Metazoa; Chordata; Testudines; Emydidae
Gene: PIP4K2C
Product: phosphatidylinositol-5-phosphate 4-kinase type 2 gamma
Exons: 10
Coding region: 383-1456 (357 amino acids)
Biological process (GO): phosphatidylinositol metabolic process
Molecular function (GO): phosphatidylinositol kinase activity
Source: RefSeq, a predicted model, not a curated record